AUGUCUACUUUUCGAAAACCAAAAAUCAGAGUUCAGUCAAGGCAAAGGAUUACUACAAGAACGCCUGAUCAAAUUUCUAAUGAAGAUCCAGUCAGGCCUCUGCUAAGCCGCAAUCAACUCCCAUCUCCAAAGCUUUCAUUCAGUUCUGCCUCUUCAUAUGAAAUUACCAAAUCAAUAAUUUCUAGAAGAGAGCCAAAAUUGAUAAAAAUCAGGAAAAUUUACUCCACAAGUUCACCAGAUAAAGCUCAAAAAGUGCAUAAAAAAAGAAAUAAGCCAGAAAACUCAAAGGAAGAGCAUUUUACCCCUCUUCUUCCUAAUUUAAAAUCAAUCAGCUCUCAAGGAUUUGAACCGAAAAUGAAACAUGAAGAAAACUCUUCAAUGAUUUUUAUUAAAGAAUUUCCUGAAAAAUUGCCAGCGAGAAAUUCAAUGAUUUCUUUCAAAAAAGCAAUGAAAAACAAAAAGUGGCUCGCCAAAGCCAAAGAUUUCUUGAAAACAGAAUUCAAUAAAUGUCUAAAAGAAAGUAAUGGAAUAAAUGUGGUAAGCCCUGAAAAUUCGGUGACAACUUAUAAAUAUUAUGUAGGAAAAGGAAAUAAUAGUGGAUUAGUGAAGCAAGUAAUGCAAUCUAGAUGAUGGUGAGUUGAAGUUGAAGAGGCUGAAAAUAUGAAUGUCAAUCUUUAUUGGUCACAGCUUUUUAAUUCACAAUUUUCAGGGAAAAUCCCUGAAGCUGUUCCUUUUGUUGAUAAUUCUACUAUAAGUAAGCCAUUAUCGGUUUCAUGCUUGAAUAUAGAAACUGAUAUAUCAAAUAAUGUAAAAGUUGAUAUAUAACUAUUAGAGAAAAAAUAUAAAAUUUAUUUAUAAUAGCCAUUACACUAUUUCACUUGAAAUGGUGCUAGUUUUUCUAGGAAAAAAAAUCAUUUUUUUAGAAGUGAGCAUAUCAGUCUUAGGGUUUGAUUUGAUUACCCAAAGCAGCUCUUAUACAACUUUAAAAGAAAUGCAUCAAUAUGUACCAAAUCUUGCACUUACCCAUAACAGGCUUCCAAGUAAUGACAAUCUUUGCAAUAAAAAAGCUUUAUAUAGAAACAUGAAAGCCUACUAUACAAGCUUAGGAAAAAAUGUUUUCGAUUAUUUGCCAUUAACUUUCCAUUUAGUAAAUGGAGAAAAUGAUGAAAUUUUUACGGAAUUUUCUCAGUGUUUUGAAGAAUUUAAGGAAAAAUCCCAAAAUCUUUGGAUUCUUAAACCCGGAGAAAAUACUAAUAGAGGAAAUGGAAUUUGUGUAUGCAAUAGCAUAGAGCAGAUAAAGAAUGAGUUAAGAAAUAACCCAUUCCCUAGAACAGGCGAGCAUACUUAUAUAUUGCAGAAAUAUAUAGAAAAUCCUUUAUUAAUAAGUAGAAGAAAAUUUGAUAUCAGGCUUUAUGCGAUGCUAACAUCAGUAAAUGGGAUUAUUCAAGGCUACUUUUAUAAAGAAGGAUACUUAAGAACUGCUUGCAAGGCAUAUACUGCUAAAAAUUUAGAUAAUAAAUAUAUCCAUCUUACUAAUGAUGCAGUCCAAAAGAAAAGCGAAGAUUAUGGAAAAUAUGAAAAUGGUAAUAAAAUUUCAUAUAAGGAAUUUCAAAGAUACUUAAUUCCCUUUUUAAAAGUAAGCAAUGCUAUUUUGCUCACUCUAAAAGAGUUUUUUUAAAAAUAAAUCCCACAGCCCAACCUUAUUGCAUGCAAAAUGGAGGUCUAACUAUUGGAGAUGAUUCAAUACCAAAAGCUGCCAAAUCAAUUCCACGAGUUUAAAAGCGACCUAUAGUUGCCAUUUGUAAACUUGUAGAGUUGAGCAAUAUUAAAAUUUAUUAUAUAUAAAAGAAAUUCGGAUGUUUAAAAAUAGCAAAAAUUAUUGAAGGGAAAAAUUUAAUUUAAUUUUUAAAAUUUACGUUUAAGACCUAACUAAGAGACCUCACUAUAAAAAUUAUUAAUUAUGUAUAUAAAGAUUUUAUAAAAUCGCUGCUAUAUUAAAAAUUUUUUUGCUUAAACUUAAAGGUUUUUUUUUUUUCGGAAAUAUCUUUUUCCAAUGGUUUUGUUCACUCUUAAAGGAAAUGGAAUUAGAUAUAAAAAGAAUUGAUGUAAGCUUCAUGAAUGAUAUAAUUCCGAAAAUAAAAGAUAUAGUAAAAGAUACAUUUAUGGCGACUUUUCAAAUGAUUGAUAAGGAAAGAAAAUCUCAUUCAUUUGAAAUUUAUGGAUAUGAUUUUCUUUUAGAUACCAAUUUUACACCAUGGUUAUUAGAAGUUAAUACAAAUCCAUGUUUAGAGUUAUCAUCACCUUUGCUUGGUAGAAUUAUUCCUUCAAUGUUGGAUAAUGCAUUUAGAAUAGCUGUAGAUCCUGUUUUUCCUGAAAUUGCUCAGUGUUCAAGAAGAAGUAAUGUUGUUAAAGAGUCUUAUCCUCCGAAUAAAUUUGAGCUGAUAUUCCAUGAACUUAUCGAUGGUAAAAAUCCAUCUGAAUAG
Messenger RNA from Blepharisma stoltei, 2483 nucleotides. NCBI's taxonomy places the organism in Eukaryota, Ciliophora, Heterotrichea, Heterotrichida, Blepharismidae. The record is from the annotation of a GenBank genome assembly.